Messenger RNA from Phyllostomus hastatus (greater spear-nosed bat), 5296 nucleotides. RefSeq names its product slit guidance ligand 3 (gene SLIT3). The transcript is spliced from 36 exons. Gene Ontology annotation, molecular function: heparin binding; Roundabout binding; calcium ion binding. Gene Ontology annotation, biological process: axon guidance; negative chemotaxis. The coding region runs from base 418 to 4989 and encodes 1523 amino acids. Lineage: Eukaryota; Metazoa; Chordata; Mammalia; Chiroptera; Phyllostomidae. The record is from RefSeq and is a predicted model, not a curated record.
CCGGCCAGCUCACCCGGCCGCCCCGUGCCCCAGCCGCCGCAGCCGCCUCUCUCCCGAGCCCAGCCCCGAGGCGGACCUCCCUGGGAGCCGUGCCCCACUGCACUCGCCCCAGGUCCCCGACCCGGCCCGCACCCCGGACCGCGGGGCAUCGGGGCCAGGGGGCGCUCAGCACCUGGGCACUCCGAGCGAUGCGCAGCGGGGCAGCGCUAGCCCCGCCGAUGGAGCUGCUGCCGUCGCCGCCGCUCGGCGCACCCCGCUCCGCCCGCGCCCCGUGCGCCUGAGCGCCGAGCUCGCUCCUCCUCCGCGCCAACUCCGCCGCCCGCUCCCCAGGCCGUCCGUACUCCCCAGCGCCUCCCCGGGCUCUACGCGUCUUGCCCCGCCGAGGUAGCCUCCUCCGGGCUCGGGUCCUUGCAAACCAUGGCCCCCGGACGGACAGGAGCCGGCGCCACCGUGCGCGCCCGCCUGGCGCUGGCCUUGGCGCUGGCGAGCGUCCUGAACGGGCCCCCCGCCGCUGCCUGCCCUACCAAGUGUACCUGCUCCGCCGCCAGCGUGGACUGCCACGGGCUGGGCCUCCGGGCCGUUCCCCGGGGCAUCCCCCGAAACACCGAGCGCCUUGACCUGGACAGAAAUAAUAUCACCAGGAUCACCAAGACGGACUUCGCUGGACUCAAGAAUCUACGCGUCUUGCAUCUGGAAGACAACCAGGUCAGCAUCAUUGAGAGAGGUGCCUUCCAGGAUCUGAAGCAGCUGGAGCGAUUACGCCUGAACAAGAACAAGCUCCAGGUCCUCCCGGAACUGCUUUUCCAGAGCACGCCGAAGCUCACCCGACUAGAUCUGAGCGAAAACCAGAUCCUGGGGAUCCCAAGGAAGGCGUUCCGCGGCAUCGCCGACGUGAAGAACCUGCAACUGGACAACAACCACAUCAGCUGCAUUGAAGAUGGAGCCUUCCGCGCGCUGCGCGACCUGGAGAUCCUCACCCUCAACAACAACAACAUCAGCCGCAUCCUGGUCACCAGCUUCAACCACAUGCCGAAGAUUCGAACUCUGCGCCUCCACUCCAACCACCUGCACUGCGACUGCCACCUGGCCUGGCUCUCAGAUUGGCUGCGGCAGCGGCGGACGAUUGGCCAGUUCACACUCUGCAUGGCACCUGUGCACCUGAGGGGCUUCAACGUGGCGGACGUGCAGAAGAAGGAGUAUGUGUGCCCAGGCCCUCACUCGGAGCCUCCGUCCUGCAAUGCCAACUCCAUCUCCUGCCCCUCGGCCUGCACUUGCAGCAACAACAUCGUGGACUGUCGGGGGAAGGGCUUGACGGAGAUCCCCGCCAACCUGCCAGAGGGCAUCGUCGAAAUACGCCUGGAACAAAACUCCAUCAAGUCCAUCCCUGCUGGAGCCUUCAGCCAGUACAAGAAACUGAAGCGAAUAGACAUCAGCAAGAACCAGAUAUCGGACAUCGCCCCUGACGCCUUCCAGGGCCUGAGAUCGCUCACGUCGCUGGUGCUGUACGGGAACAAGAUCACUGAGAUCGCCAAGGGACUGUUCGACGGGCUGGUGUCCUUGCAGCUGCUCCUCCUCAAUGCCAACAAGAUCAACUGCCUGCGUGUGAACACGUUCCAGGACCUGCAGAACCUCAACCUGCUCUCCCUCUAUGACAACAAGCUGCAGACCAUCAGCAAGGGGCUCUUUGCCCCUCUGCAGUCCAUCCAGACACUCCACUUAGCCCAAAACCCGUUCGUGUGCGACUGCCACUUGAAGUGGCUGGCCGACUACCUCCAGGACAACCCCAUCGAGACCAGCGGGGCCCGCUGCAGCAGCCCGCGCCGGCUGGCCAACAAGCGCAUCAGCCAGGUCAAGAGCAAGAAGUUCCGCUGCUCAGGCUCGGAGGACUACCGCAGCAGGCUCAGCAGCGAGUGCUUCAUGGACCUCGUGUGCCCGGAGAGGUGUCGCUGCGAGGGCACCAUCGUGGACUGCUCCAACCAGAAGCUGGCCCGCAUCCCAAGCCACCUGCCCGAAUACGCCACCGACCUGCGACUGAACGACAAUGAGAUAUCUGUUCUAGAGGCCACCGGCGUCUUCAAGAAGUUGCCCAACCUACGCAAAAUAAACCUGAGCAACAACAAGAUCAAGGAGGUGAGAGAGGGCGCCUUCGACGGGGCAGCGGGCGUGCAGGAGCUGAUGCUGACGGGGAACCAGCUGGAGGCAGUGCACGGGCGCACGUUCCGCGGCCUCAGCGGCCUCAAGACCUUGAUGCUGAGGAGUAACCUGAUCAGCUGUGUGAGCAACGACACCUUCGCUGGUCUGAGCUCCGUGAGACUGCUGUCCCUGUAUGACAACCGCAUCGCCACCAUCACCCCCGGAGCCUUCACCACGCUUGUCUCCCUGUCCACCAUAAACCUCCUGUCCAACCCCUUCAACUGCAACUGCCACCUGGCCUGGCUCGGCAAGUGGCUGCGGAAGAGGCGGGUGGUCAGCGGGAACCCCCGGUGCCAGAAGCCGUUCUUUCUCAAGGAGAUCCCUAUCCAGGACGUGGCCGUCCAGGACUUCACCUGUGAAGGCAACGACGACAGCAGCUGUCACCUGGGCCCGCGCUGCCCCGAGCAGUGCACCUGCGUGGAGACGGUGGUGCGCUGCAGCAACAGGGGCCUCCGCGCCCUCCCCAGAGGCAUCCCCAAGGACGUGACGGAGCUGUACCUGGAAGGAAACCACCUAACGGCGGUGCCCAGGGAGCUGUCCGCCCUCCAGCACCUGACACUGAUCGACCUGAGCAACAACAGCAUCAGCGUGCUGACCAACCACACCUUCAGCAACAUGUCUCACCUCUCCACCCUGAUCCUGAGCUACAACCGGCUACGCUGCAUCCCCAUCCACGCCUUCAACGGGCUGCGGUCCCUCCGAGUGCUAACCCUCCACGGCAACGACAUCUCCAGUGUCCCCGAAGGCUCCUUCCACGACCUGACGUCCCUCUCCCACCUGGCCCUGGGAACCAACCCGCUGCACUGCGACUGCAGCCUGCGCUGGCUGUCGGAGUGGGUGAAGGCGGGCUACAAGGAGCCUGGCAUUGCCCGCUGCAGCAGCCCCGAGCCCAUGGCCGACCGGCUCCUGCUCACCACCCCCACCCACCGGUUCCAGUGCAAAGGGCCGGUGGACAUCAGCAUUGUGGCCAAGUGCAACGCCUGCCUCUCCAGCCCGUGCAAGAACAACGGGACGUGCAGCCAGGACCCCGUGGAGCUCUACCGCUGCGCCUGCCCCUACGGCUACAAGGGCAAAGACUGCACCACGCCCAUCAACACCUGCAUCCAGAACCCCUGUCAGCACGGAGGCACCUGCCACCUGAGCGAGAGCCACAAGGAUGGGUUCAGCUGCUCCUGCCCCCUGGGCUUCGAGGGGCAGCGGUGUGAGAUCAACCCGGACGACUGCGAGGACAACGACUGCGAGAACAAUGCCACCUGCGUGGACGGGAUCAACAACUACGUGUGCGUCUGCCCGCCUAACUACACGGGUGAGCUGUGCGACGAGGUGGUCGACCACUGCGUGCCUGGGCUGAACCUCUGUCAGCAUGAGGCCAAGUGCAUCUCGCUGGACAAAGGGUUCAGGUGCGAGUGUCCCCUCGGCUACAGCGGGAAGUUCUGCGAGGUGGACGUCGAUGACUGCGCGGCCCACAGCUGCCGCCACGGGGCCCAGUGCGUGGACGCCGUCAAUGGCUACACGUGUGCCUGCCCCCAGGGCUUCAGCGGGCUCUUCUGCGAGCACCCCCCGCCCAUGGUGCUGCUGCAGACCAGCCCCUGCGACCAGUACGAGUGCCAGAACGGCGCCCAGUGCAUCGUGGUGCAGCAGGAGCCCACCUGCCGCUGCCCCCCGGGCUUCGCUGGCCCGCGCUGCGAGAAGCUCAUCACCGUCAACUUCGUGGGCAAGGACUCCUACGUGGAACUGGCCUCCGCCAAGGUCCGGCCCCAGGCCAACAUCUCCCUGCAGGUGGCCACCGACAAGGACAACGGCAUCCUGCUCUACAAGGGCGACAACGACCCCCUGGCGCUGGAGCUGUACCAGGGCCACGUGCGGCUCGUCUACGACAGCCUGAGCUCCCCGCCCACCACGGUGUACAGUGUGGAGACGGUGAACGACGGGCAGUUCCACAGCGUGGAGCUGGUGAUGCUGAACCAGACCCUGAACCUGGUGGUGGACAAGGGGGCCCCCAAGAGCCUGGGGAAGGUGCAGAAGCAGCCGGCCGUGGGCAUCAACAGCCCCCUCUACCUUGGAGGCAUCCCCACCUCCACGGGCCUCUCCGCCUUGCGCCAGGGCGCCGACCGGCCGCUGGGCGGCUUCCACGGCUGCAUCCACGAGGUGCGCAUCAACAACGAGCUGCAGGACUUCAAGGCGCUCCCGCCGCAGGCCCUGGGGGUGUCGCCCGGCUGCAAGUCCUGCACCGUGUGCAAGCACGGCCUGUGCCGCGCCGUGGAGAAGGACAGCGUGGUCUGCGAGUGCCACCCCGGCUGGACCGGCCCGCUGUGCGACCAGGAGGCCCUGGACCCCUGCCUGGGCCACAGCUGCAGCCACGGGCAGUGUGUGGCCGCCGGGCCCUCCUACGUGUGCAAGUGCGCCGAGGGCUACAGCGGGCCCCUGUGUGACCGCAGGAACGACUCCGCCGGCGCCUGCUCGGCCUUCGGGUGUCACCACGGGCAGUGCCACGUCUCCGAGCAAGGGGAGCCCUACUGCCUGUGCCAGCCUGGCUUCGGCGGGGAGCGCUGCGGGCAAGAAAACCCCUGCCUGGGCGAGGUCGUCCGCGAGGUCAUCCGCCGCCAGAAAGGCUACGCCUCCUGCGCCACGGCCUCCAAGGUGCCGGUCCUGGAGUGCCGCGGGGGCUGCGGGCCCCGGUGCUGCCGGCCCACCCGCAGCAAGCGGCGGAAAUACGUCUUCCAGUGCACGGACGGCUCCUCGUUCGUGGAGGAGGUGGAGAGACACUUGGAGUGCGGCUGCCGCCCCUGCUCCUAAGGCCUGCGGCCGCCGGGGACCCCUCCCGGACGCCCUCGAGAUGCGGAGCCAGACAGCGGAAGCUGGAGAGAACAAGAAGAGAAUAUUAAGUAUAUUGUAAAAUAAACUAAAAAUAGAACUUAUUUUUUAUUAUGGAAAGUGACUAUUUUCAUCUUUUAUUAUAUAAAUCUAUCACACCGUCUGAGUAUCUGUACCAUACCGUGAGUUAUUUUUACUGAGUGUUUUGUGUUGUGUAUUUGUCGUGUUUUUAUAAACAGCUGUUAAAAAUUUUAAGAGAAAAGACUAAUAAAAGUGUUUUAAAACAAAA